This is a messenger RNA of Ananas comosus (pineapple), 2437 nucleotides long. RefSeq names its product G-type lectin S-receptor-like serine/threonine-protein kinase At1g34300. Gene Ontology annotation, molecular function: protein kinase activity; ATP binding. Gene Ontology annotation, biological process: protein phosphorylation. Bases 1062 to 2294 code for a protein of 410 amino acids. The record is from RefSeq and is a predicted model, not a curated record. NCBI's taxonomy places the organism in Eukaryota, Viridiplantae, Streptophyta, Magnoliopsida, Poales, Bromeliaceae. The transcript is spliced from 2 exons.
UCUUUACAAGAAUUUUUAUGCUUUAGUUUCUCUCUCUCUUUCUUUCCUUUAUUUCAUCUUCUCUUAAUUACUAACUGUAUGGUUUUGAUCAGUAACAAGACCAUGACUACAACAUGUAGCAUCAUUGUAAACAUGCAUUUGUUAAGAUUCAUUACUUCCUUUUUAUCUUUAAUCUCUACAGUAUACAUGAAUAUGCCCAGCAUACAAGAAUAAUCAGCAAAUAAGGUUUUAAGAAUUAAGUCCUCAAAAGGUUUGAUAUGCUCAGCAGGUUUGAAAGUCACAAGCAUAUGCAUUGAUUAAAAACCAAGGGAGAUCUAGCAAACUUAACAAAGGUACAUGGGUGUUAAUUGGCAAUACUGGGAAUUUCCGAUAAAUUUGGAGAAAUAGCAAUAUGGAGAUACAGAUUUGAGUUUGCUAUUUGCUUAAUUAUAUAUUUAUUUUGGAACAUAAUACAGUUUGCUAAUUUUUUACUUAAUUAACUUAAUUUUAUAGCUCUUUAUUCUUAUAUUUUUAAGAAUUAUGAGUAUUUAUACUAAUUGCAUAAAACUUGAGAGAAAAAAAAAAACUUAAUUUAAUAGCCGAAUUUUUUAUCCCGAAUUUUUAAUUAGUGAACGUAUAAUAUCCGUAUAAAUCACGUAUCCGAAUAAUUGGCGAAUCCGUUUUUUUAACCGUAUUUUUCAACGAAUUUAAAAAUUAAUAGACGAAUUAUAUCCGAAUUAUAUCCGUACCGAAUUUUUGCCGAAUCCGAAUUAACUAACUAUGCUCCUGAUAAUGGCCAUAGGAAUGCAAUACUAUUCAACUUCAUUUAGUGCUAUUCAACUUCAUUUACCUAGUCCAUCCCAGACCAGUCGGUAGCAUAGUUGAUUUGGUCCCCGAAUACCCAAUAACUAUCUUCUCGAUGCAAUUAAUCAAAUAUAUAAAUAGACCCAUAAGAUCUAGCAAUAUCACUCAACUUUAUUAAGAUAGAAUUAUAUGUUUCCUCUUAUUUGUUUCUUCCGGUAUUCUCCAUUCCCUCCCGUUAAUUCUUUUAUUAUACUUUGUUAUAGCUGUUGCAGCUAAUCAUGACCUUCCUUACCAAUAUGACACAGCACACAGCAGCCACCGUUUUCACAGUUGUGUUCUUGGUAAUAUUCGGGACUACGAUACUUUCAGUAGCUAUUCGCUUAAUAAUUUAUGCCAAAAAAGUAUACUUGAGAAGAAAUGAGCAUACCACGAUCACCACAAAUCCAUCAACACCAACUAACAGAGCGGUUGCAAACGAGACUCUCGACACAAACUCCGUAGAGAAACUCCUCGAAGAGGUCGCUCCACUGCAGUUCUCGCCAGAGCAACUCACCGGAUUCACCACCAACUACGUGACCAAGCUGGGGUCUGGAGGGUUUGGUGCAGUCUACAAGGGUUGGCUCCCAAACAAAGUAAAGAUUGCGGUAAAGGUCCUAAGGGGAGAUAAUUUGGAUGAGAGAAUCAAGGAGCAGUUCAUGGCGGAGGUGGGAACGAUCGGGAGAACGCACCACAUCAAUCUCGUCAGGCUCUACGGCUUCUGCUUCGAACAGGAACUUAAGGCACUGGUGUUCGAAUAUAUGAAGAAUGGCUCGCUCGACCGUUAUUUGUUUGAUCACGAAAAACACCGCACGAACGUUGCAGCAUUGCAUGAGAUUGCAGUCGGUACGGCGAAAGGCAUCAAAUACUUACACGAGGAGUGCGAAAAUAGGAUAAUCCACUACGAUAUAAAGCCUGAAAAUAUCCUUCUUGAUGCGAAUUUUACUCCUAAGGUAGCCGACUUCGGCCUAGCGAGGCUUCUAAGUAGGGCGAACACUCAUAUCACCAUGACAGGGAUGAGAGGGACGCCGGGGUACGCCGCACCAGAGAUGUGGGUGCCCGGCGCUCCUAUCACGUACAAGUGUGACGUCUACAGUUUCGGCAUCAUGUUGUUCGAGAUAGUCAGAAGGCGGAGGAAUUUCGACGAGCGCGCUACCGAGAGCCAACAGUGGUUUCCGACAGAGGCGCUCAAGAGAUUCGUGGAGGGCCGGUUGGGGGAGGUGAUGGCGUCGCUGCACGGGGUUCAAGAAUGGGAGAGUAUGGAGAAGGCUGAGAGGAUGUGUAAGGUGGGGCUCCUGUGUGUGCAGUACCGCCCGCAGGCGAGGCCGGAGAUGAGUAUGGUGGUGAAGAUGUUGGAAGGGGAGAUGGAGGUUACGGCCCCUCCGACAAACGCAUUUCAGCACUUCAUGGGUGUAGAAAUAGAGGGAAGAAGUAGCAGCACGAAUCCGGUGACUUCUGGCUCCUCCACGAGAUAAAUGGCAGUACAGUCUUGAAAUCAUUGUAAAGUUUUGUUUACGUAACACUUUUACAAUUUUUUAUUUUUUUUAUUUUUUUGAAAAGUUCGUCAUAAUAUGAUUUUCUGCUUUCAGAACAAUGGCAUCGUUUGGUUGCUUGAAAA